GCAUAGAUUUCCAUCUAUGAUGGCGGUUUGGAGUUUUUAGAGCUCUCCGGGUUUGGGUUUGCUCAUUUAGCAUCGGGUUUUUUCUUUUUCAUGACAUCAUGAUAGGCGGAAAAGUUUCUGCACAUGGCUACUUGUAGUCUAAUGAGCGCGCAUCUACGAUGCGAAAUUCAAGAUUUCAAAAGUUCAUAUUGGUUUUGCUGUACAUCACAUGUGAAGUGCGUUGUGAUUGGUUCUGGUAUGCUAAUCAGACUUGUGCGAGCUGUAGUUAUUGUUAUAGUGUAUAUAGCUUCAUGAGCUACGCAUCUGACCAGGAGUGCGGCCUUUAUACCUACUUAAGUGACCUGUGGGGAGCGAUUGAAAGGCAUUACAAUCACACCUGCAUUCUCCUAUCAAGUAGAGUAAUAUUCAAAUUCGGAGUGCCUCAUACUCUUCUGGUUCUACAAACCGCCGCUUAUUGUAGAGAUACAAAUAACAAUAUCUAUCCCUGUAGCCGUAGCACAAAUACGUGUAGAGUAGACGGCGUGAAGUUAAACUAAUAAAGUACUCGGGGUAUCUUAGCAUGAUGCAACGCUAUCCAGAUAUU
Messenger RNA from Aplosporella prunicola CBS 121167, 583 nucleotides. RefSeq lists its product as uncharacterized. Bases 159 to 536 code for a protein of 125 amino acids. Lineage: Eukaryota; Fungi; Ascomycota; Dothideomycetes; Botryosphaeriales; Aplosporellaceae. The record is from RefSeq and is a predicted model, not a curated record. The transcript has a single exon.